UUUAGUUCGCAACAUGAGUGAGAGAGGAGGCCCAGGAAAGCUCAGGUCCUACUGGGAACAAACGGUAAACAUUGUUAAGGAACAAAUAAAUGACAGCCCUGUUUACAAAGUGUCUCCAGAGACAGGUGGUGGCAAAGUCCGUACUCUACAUAGGAAUCUCCUCCACCUUGUAAACGACUUACCUGUGAGUGUGGCUGAACAGUCAAAGAACCAAGCACCGACUAAAGAGAGACAAAGGAAUAGGAGUCAGGUUGAAAGGAAUGCAGAGAGAGAGACAUUCCAAAGCAGUGCUUCAUCUGACUCUGAUGAAGAUGGCCCAAGACCACAGUACUGGCUCAGAGUAUCAAGGCCAGCCGAGUCACAAAGGUCAAAUAUAACAACCACCCAUGUGCCUAAUAGAAACCAUGUUACUUCUCCAUCCUUACAUGAACAAGCAAGGAUGACCACACAAGCAGGAGAGCACAGACAGCCUCCCAGCUUCACAGCAGAGGAACCUGAACUGAUGGAGCAAGAACAAUCCAGUGAACACGAAUAUGAACAGAAUGCUGAAAAUGAACAUUGCCAACCCAGAUAUGACACUAACCAGGACAGUCCUACUUCCUCUCAGUGUGGUUCAGUCAGGAGACCAGUGCGAGUCAGGAGACCACCCAGGACACUGACUUACGAGUCUCUUGGUCAGCCAUCCUACCAGUCAAUUGGGUCAGUCAACAAUAUUGGACUUUGUGGGCCGCAGACAUUGCCAGCAUGGGGAAUACAGUCAGGCCCAACACCACAUUACCCACCCUAUCCCACACUAUACCCAACACUGCCAUACACCGUCAUGAUGCCAUACAUUGUACCUUCCUUUGCAUACUAACAUACAAGUUUUGAUUUGAAAAAAAAAAGUGUAUUGAAAAGAGUAUUUUGUUUUGAAUGCCGGGAGUCAUUUUCUUUGUCGGGGAGCGUGUGACCCACCCAUAAUGUGUCACAUUUUUGUGUUGAUAUAUUUAUUUUAUUUUAUGGUUUGAAUUCGUUUUUGGAGCUGUCAUUCCACAUUUAUCAAUAUUCACAUUGGUCAGUAGGGGGCAGCAGGGCGUUUCUUCCCAAUUGAAUGCGAUCACCUACAGACCGGAAGUGUCUUGUCAUUCUGACGAGAGCGACCAGUCUGUGACCAACUGAAACGUUCUGUGUGCUUAUUUCCUCCUGUAUAACAGUUUUCUUUUCUUCCAGUCAGAUCCGGAGCGACAUUGUAACACGGACUGGAUCCUCAAGGCUGCUCCCAACCUGACGUUGGAGGAGCAGCUGAACCUGACGAUUCCUCUGGAGCAGAAC
Molecule: messenger RNA, 1311 nt
Organism: Nerophis lumbriciformis (worm pipefish)
Lineage: Eukaryota; Metazoa; Chordata; Actinopteri; Syngnathiformes; Syngnathidae
Source: RefSeq, a predicted model, not a curated record